AAUCAGAGGGUCUUAAUUUUUGAAUCUUAAUCAUUAAAAGUUUAUUUUCAUCGCUUUGAGGAGAAUCUUCCGGAAUCUGUGUUGCCAGAUCUGGCAAAGUUUCAGCCCAAUUGGGCCUUUAUUUUUUAUUUAUUUAUUUUUUAAUCUAUUUUUUUCCCCCCUAGGCGAGCGAGACUACGGCCCCCCCAUCGACCUCUGGGGGGCCGGCUGCAUCAUGGCGGAGAUGUGGACCCGAUCUCCCAUCAUGCAGGGCAACACGGAGCAGCACCAGCUGACCCUGAUCAGCCAGCUGUGCGGCUCCAUCACGGCCGAGGUCUGGCCCGGCGUGGAUAAGAAGUACGAGCUGUACCAGAAGAUGGAGCUUCCGAAGGGCCAGAAGAGGAAGGUGAAGGACCGUCUGAAGGCGUACGUGAAGGAUCCGUACGCCCUGGACCUGAUCGACAAGCUGCUGGUCCUGGACCCGGCCCAGCGCACCGACAGCGACGACGCCCUCAACCACGACUUCUUCUGGUCCGACCCCAUGCCGUCGGACCUGAAGAACAUGCUCUCCACCCACAACACGUCCAUGUUCGAGUACCUGGCGCCGCCGCGCCGCCGCGGCCACCUGCCGCAGCAGCAGCCCAACCAGAACCGGAACCCGGCCGCCACCAGCCAGACCGAGUUCGACCGGGUCUUUUAGUGGAC
This is a messenger RNA of Cololabis saira (Pacific saury), 684 nucleotides long. RefSeq names its product cyclin-dependent kinase 9-like. Bases 215 to 679 code for a protein of 154 amino acids. The record is from RefSeq and is a predicted model, not a curated record. NCBI's taxonomy places the organism in Eukaryota, Metazoa, Chordata, Actinopteri, Beloniformes, Belonidae. Gene Ontology annotation, cellular component: nucleus. Gene Ontology annotation, molecular function: cyclin-dependent protein serine/threonine kinase activity. Gene Ontology annotation, biological process: protein phosphorylation. The transcript is spliced from 2 exons.